Messenger RNA from Belonocnema kinseyi, 690 nucleotides. RefSeq lists its product as uncharacterized. The coding region runs from base 1 to 690 and encodes 229 amino acids. Lineage: Eukaryota; Metazoa; Arthropoda; Insecta; Hymenoptera; Cynipidae. The record is from RefSeq and is a predicted model, not a curated record. The transcript has a single exon.
AUGAACCAUUUGGGCUUUAUUUCUGACGACAUUGAUCCUUGUUUGUAUAUCUAUGGAAAGAAUACCGAUAUUGUAAUUGCUAUCCUAUACGUGGAUUAUAUACUCUUAGCAGGACCCAGUGAUAGACUACUGAAUAAGAUUAGUAAAAGUUUGAUUCUGGAAUUUAAGAUCAAAGAUCUAGGAAGUCAUAAGGAGUUCCUGAAUAUAAACAUAAGCAGAAACUUUGACAAGCAGGUUAUUAAGUUGAAUCAGACAAAGUUUAUCAAUAAAAUGCUAAAUAGAUUUGGCUUUGAUACGUGUAAACCUAAGAAUACUCCUAUGAAACAGAGUGAUGCGGCGAGCUAUGCUAGAAAAGAGAGGGAGGAAAACGAUUAUACGGAAGAAAGAUAUCGAAAUCGGCUGUAUAGACAAGCUGUUGGAUCUCUGUUGUAUUUGGCAGGUACAACGAGGCCUGAUAUAUCAUAUUCGAUCAAUGUACUUAAUAGACACCAAGUCAAUCCUACAACCAACGAGUGGAAUAUGGUAAAAAGAGUGUUUCAGUAUCAAAUGGGAACACGGAAUCACAACUUGAUUUUUACGAAUGCUUCUAAGGAUAUGACAGCAUAUGCUGAUGCGAGUCUGUCUGAUUGCAAGGAUUCAUUGACCACCUGUGGAUAUUUGAAUCAGCUUUUCGGCGACACUGUUGCGUGA